Molecule: messenger RNA, 660 nt
Organism: Alternaria conjuncta
Lineage: Eukaryota; Fungi; Ascomycota; Dothideomycetes; Pleosporales; Pleosporaceae
Exons: 2
Coding region: 1-660 (219 amino acids)
Molecular function (GO): oxidoreductase activity
Source: RefSeq, a predicted model, not a curated record
AUGUCAGGAGACGGCGCAUACAUCGCCAACAGAUCUUCAGUCUGCUUCCCCUCAACCGAACAGUGCUACAUCCAACUUCAACCCGGAAGUGGAGGCGGCUGCGUAACCUCCGGUCCGUUCAAAGACUGGACCAUCAACCUCGGCCCCCUCGCCGCCGUCUCCCUCCCCCCUCCGACCCCAAACCCCCAACCCGACGGCCUAGGCUACAACCCGCGCUGCCUCUCCCGCGACAUCUCCCUGCAGUCCUCCGCCGAAACCAGCGACUCCGUCGUCGCAUCCCUCAUCAAAGACAACACCACCAUCACAUCCUUCCAAACCGUGCUCGGCGGCGAAUUCGCCCAGGGCAAAAUGGGUCCUCACGUUGGCGGCCACAACACCAUCGGCGGCGACGCAGGUUCCGAUUUCAUUAAUUCGCCUGCGGACCCGGCGUUUUUCGCGCAUCAUGCGAUGGUGGAUAGGGUGUAUUGGACGUGGCAGAAUUUGGAUUUGGAGGCGAGGAAAGAGGCGAUUGCGGGGGGGACGAGUGGGGUGGGGGAUCUAGGGGAGGCAGGGACGUUGGAGGAUGUUAUUACGUUGGGGGAGUGGCUUGGGGUUGAGAAUGUGACGAUUAGGGAGGCGAUGAGUACGGUGGGCGGGCCGUUUUGUUAUGUUUAUGUCUAG